AUGCCUCCCGAGCGACACCGUACAACGCCAAUAGUCCGCGUCCGCACAGGAUGCUGGUCUUGCAGGCGCCGCAAGAAGAAGUGUGAUGAAGUCCGACCCAUCUGCGGAGGUUGUAAACGUAAUGAUCUGGGUUGCGAGUGGCCCACCGUCAUUCCCGGGAGAAGAAAUUCCGGAGCCCCCAACGACUUAUCGCAUGCUGAUCUAGAGACGCGGCGCUCGAGCCCCUUCAAGAUAAUUGAAGAGAUCGACUCGGCACCAAUUCCUGGGAGUCCGGCAUCUUCAAGACGACAGUCGUCUACCUCGUCCCCGUCUAGCGGUGGGCGAUCUCCUGGUGGCGAUAGCAUUGUUGAUUCGACCAGUCGAGCUCAGGAUCAGAAUCAGAUCGCAGACCGCCGGAAUUCAUACAUGAGCAGUACUUCGAAUAUCGACAAUCAUGAUGCUACUCUUAUUUCGAUAGGCUCUGUGGGGAAUGUCGUGCCGCGCACGAUGUCGAUGUUGCCAGGAUAUGACCCGGAUUCUUAUACGCUUAUCAGUCAUUAUCUCAGUACCACAGCCGACUGCAUGGCAAAUGGCACGACUCCGGUUAACCCUUUCUUGGUUCAAAUUGUCCCACUGGCAUUUACAAGCGACUUAUUAUUACAACUUGUUAUUGCGCAGAGUGCUGCACAUCGGGCAUUUCGACGUCGCGAUGAGUCUGACGCCAUUGCUCAGUCUCACUAUACCAAAGCGAUUCAAUUAUUUCGGAGCGGUGUGACAGAAUUUAUCGAUGGAAAAGAGCCCAAUCCGUUGAUGCUGCUCGUUGGUGCGCUUUUAAUGUGUUUUACAGAGACGACAAAAGGAGACAUGACAGGAACAGUCUUCGACCAUUUAACAGCCGCCAACUCUUUACUCAUUAAGCUUCUAGCACAAAGCGAUAGAGCAGUACCCAGAGAACUCAAGGACUUCGUCAUUGAAUACUAUGUCUACACAGCCUCCGUCAGCAUGAUCUCGAUCGACGCUCGACUAAGCGGGCAGCUCUUCCUCAACUUCGACCUCGAGCAAAGAGCUCGCGAACUCUUGACCAUGCAAUAUGUUGGAAAUCUAUGCGGCUGCUGGUUAGAGCUAUUGCUCCUUAUCCCGGUGAUAUUCGACCUCGGCCGCCAGUGGAUGAUGGAAGAAACACAUACCGUGAUUCCGACCGCAGAUGAUAUCGCGAUGUUCGCUUCCAUUCAAGCCCAGAUUCUACGAUGGACCCCCUUCCCAUCCGUCGAUCCAGAAGUGUAUUUAGCAGGUCUUAUAUUCCAGCAAGCUAUGUUGAUAUACCUAUACACCUCUCUGGGCGGUUACAAAUACACACAAGAGGGGAUGUAUCGAGGCUUGAUCCAGACUGCAGUGACGGAGGCAAUGUCUUAUCUUGAUGAGCUACCCGCUAAUGCCCGGAUCAACUCAGGCAUGUGCUGGCCCAUUGCAGUCAUCGGCUCUUGCUUAGAGACUAUUGAGCAGCAGGGUCGCUUGAGAACACGACUAGCAGCCAUGGCAAGUCAUUUCGGUAUUGGAAAUAUGCAUCGCACGCUUCAAUUGCUAGAGGCAAUUUGGCAUUUGCCCACGGCAGAUACGGGGCCAUGGAAUAUUUGUCGAUCAAUGCAACAGAAAGAGAUCUGGAUCUCGUUUGCUUGA
This is a messenger RNA of Penicillium angulare, 1656 nucleotides long. RefSeq names its product Zn(II)2Cys6 transcription factor. Gene Ontology annotation, molecular function: DNA-binding transcription factor activity, RNA polymerase II-specific; transcription cis-regulatory region binding; zinc ion binding. The record is from RefSeq and is a predicted model, not a curated record. The transcript is spliced from 2 exons. NCBI's taxonomy places the organism in Eukaryota, Fungi, Ascomycota, Eurotiomycetes, Eurotiales, Aspergillaceae. Gene Ontology annotation, biological process: positive regulation of transcription by RNA polymerase II. Gene Ontology annotation, cellular component: nucleus. The coding region runs from base 1 to 1656 and encodes 551 amino acids.